Messenger RNA from Manacus vitellinus (golden-collared manakin), 13116 nucleotides. RefSeq names its product pleckstrin and Sec7 domain containing 3 (gene PSD3). NCBI's taxonomy places the organism in Eukaryota, Metazoa, Chordata, Aves, Passeriformes, Pipridae. Gene Ontology annotation, molecular function: phospholipid binding; guanyl-nucleotide exchange factor activity; protein binding. The transcript is spliced from 16 exons. Bases 7 to 3132 code for a protein of 1041 amino acids. Gene Ontology annotation, biological process: regulation of ARF protein signal transduction. The record is from RefSeq and is a predicted model, not a curated record.
UCCCUCAUGACAAAAGAGAGUCUUUUUGAUUUGCAUGUCCUGAGAAAUUUUCUGGCAGAAGCACUUGUGUGGGAUAAUGAUGUAUCGGCUCACGCCCAGAAUGUUGCCAAGGCCAAAUAUGAAUUUUUAUUUGGCUUGGAAGAAAAGAAGCCUUCAGAAAUGGGUAGUGGCCGUGGAAGCAGCACUUUGCUUCCUCAUACCAUCAUCAAUGAAUUUCCAGAGUAUGGCACCGUGGAGCCAAGCAGACACGAGCCGACAGCUUCACCGGCACGCCACGCAGAGCCUGUGACACGCCGGCCAGAAAGACGGGACAGUCACCACCACGUCAGGCCCAUUCCUCAGUGUGCAGCUCCUGCAGAUAAUUCGAGACCUGAUGCUGGGGCAGCUCAGCUGCACGCCCCAGAAGAAGGUGUGCAGCCUGCGGGUAACCUGCCAGAGAUUAUGAAAAUCUCUCGACGGUUAGAAGCAGCAAAGGUGCAAGAGAGAGCAAAUACUUCUCUCGAUUCAGAGACGCAAAUGGAAAAAAAGAGUGUUACUGGCAGCCAAAAUGUGCAGGCAGCCAGAGAACCAGUUCCAGGAGGCCAAGAAAAACUCUCAGACGUGCCUCUUCCUUCUGAACGAACAGCUGAGGAAAAAAAGCAUUUGGUCGUGGAGGAAGGUCUGGCUGCAAUAUGGACUGGAGAAAAGCAGUCCGAGUCCUUGCAAGCCAUUAGUAAUAAGGCUGACGAGGUCCAUGCAGUGCAGGAACAAAGCUGUCACAGACCAUCUGUGACUAACCGGGAAGCAGCCAGGAGAGUGGAGGGGUGGGCAUGUCCUGAGGAGUUUUCGGGGUACAGUCAAGGUAAAAUGCAAAUGGGUCCUGAGAGGAGGCUCGCUAAAGAGGCAGCUGUGAGUAAACAUGUAGAAUUUCAAGGGGUGGAGAUUUUAUGGCUGCAGAAAGCUGAGGAGCAGAGAAGAAAGAAGCACUCACUGGUGGACUCUUCGUCUGUGGAGAGAAAGGCAUUCCCCAAAACAUCCAGCCACCCUGCAUCACCAAUGGUCUCUCCAGGCCUGCUCUCCUCUCCAGACAGCGCAUGGAGUGAGGUCUGUGAGGACCCAAGGCUGGGACCCGCUGCAUCUGGAGCCACUCCUCUAGCACCACCCAAUGAAAGUGAGAAGGAUGAAGUUUCCAUGAAGGACAGGAAGAACCGUGUGGAGGAGGAGGCGUCUGUGCUAGUGAGAGGCCAGGGCAGGAUGACGGAGGAGGGCGAAGCAGCCGCAGGAGGAUAUGAAGAUUUCCUUGGGCAGAGGCACUCCGACGUCUCCACUGAUCUGUACAGCUCACAGUUCGAAAACAUCCUAGACAACGCAUCUUUAUACUACAGCGCAGAGUCACUGGAGACCUUGUACUCGGAGCCCGACAGCUACUUCAGCUUUGAGAUGCCACUCACUCCCAUGAUCCAGCAGCGCAUGAAGGAGGGUGGACAGUUUUUAGAUCGGACAUCAGCCUUGGGGCAGCCAGAUGUCCCUGACAGGGAGGUGAAGGGAUGUGGUGAAGGCAUCGCCAAUGGCUUAAAGGAUACAAGCAAAACACUCUUCAGAGGAGAUGUCACAGAAGUCCCUCAUCUGGAAAGCGAUGUUGAGCUGCAGAAUGUGGUGUUAGACUCCAGUGCUGCCAUGGGGAGCAAUGAACUUCAGGAGAAAGAUGCCACUGGAGCCCUUGGCCAUGAUCUCAGCAAUGGCAGCAGCAGCAAUUUGGAAGCAGCCAGGCGCCUGGCUAAGCGCCUCUACCAUCUGGACAGAUUUAAACGCUCUGAUGUGGCAAAGCAUUUGGGUAAAAACAAUGAAUUCAGCAAGCUUGUGGCCGAAGAGUACCUUAAGUUCUUUGACUUCACAGGCAUGACGCUGGACUGCUCGCUCAGGAGUUUCUUUAAAGCCUUUUCACUUAUUGGAGAAACUCAGGAAAGAGAGAGAGUUUUAAUCCACUUCUCUAGCCGAUACUACCAGUGCAACCCAAACACCAUUUCUUCUCAAGAUGGAGUUCACUGUCUCACCUGUGCCAUGAUGCUGCUGAACACAGACCUGCAUGGCCAUAACAUUGGGAAAAAGAUGACCUGCCAAGAGUUCGUUGCUAACCUUCAAGGGAUGAACGAUGGCAAAGACUUCCCUAAAGGACUGUUGAAGGCCCUCUACAAUUCAAUCAAGAAUGAGAAGCUGGAAUGGGCAGUGGAUGAAGAAGAGAAAAAAAAGUCUCACUCCGAUGGUACAGAUGAAAAGGAUAAUGGGAGCCAGACAAAGGCUGUCAGUCGAAUUGGCAACUCAAAUAACCCAUUCCUGGACAUCCCUCAUGACCCCAAUGCUGCUGUGUAUAAAACUGGAUUUCUGGCUCGGAAAAUCCAUGCUGAUAUGGACGGAAAGAAAACUCCCCGGGGAAAGCGAGGCUGGAAAACCUUUUAUGCUGUGUUGAAGGGAACCGUCCUGUACUUGCAGAAGGAUGAAUAUAAGCCAGAAAAGGCUUUGUCGGAGGAGGAUCUGAAGAACGCGGUUAGUGUGCACCACGCGCUGGCAUCCAAGGCAACAGACUAUGAGAAGAAGCCCAAUGUCCUCAAGCUUAAAACAGCAGAUUGGAGGGUCCUGCUUUUCCAAGCCCAGAGCCAAGAAGAAAUGCAGACCUGGAUCAACAAGAUUAACUGUGUGGCUGCUGUCUUCUCUGCGCCGCCGUUCCCAGCGGCAAUUGGCUCCCAGAAGAAGUUCAGUCGCCCGCUCCUGCCAGCCACCACAACAAAGCUAUCUCAGGAUGAACAGCUGAAGUCCCAUGAAGCUAAGCUGAAGCAGAUCUCCACUGAGCUUGCUGAACAUCGCUCCUAUCCUCCUGACAAGAAGCUCAAAGGCAAGGAAGUAGAUGAUUACAAACUGAAGGACCACUACCUGGAGUUUGAGAAAAAUCGCUAUGAGAUUUAUGUCAGCCUCCUGAAAGAAGGAGUGAAGGAGCUGCUGAGUGGAGGAGAGAACGAUGCGCCAGGACUGAAGAAAUCCCACUCGAGUCCUUCUUUGAAUCAGGAGUCUCCAGUUAGUGCCAAGGUGAAACGCAACGUCUCGGAGAGGAAGGACUACAGGCCAGAAACACCCAGCAUUAAGCAGAAGGUCACUUAGGGUGGAAAUGACAGCGAGGGGAACAGCCAUGCAGCAAAGUACCGGUGGUCAAAAUUUUUUUCAUUUAAUAACCUGUCCUUCACAAAAAAUAAGUGCAUCUGCCUGAAUGGGGUGUUAGUGACAUUUUCUAUUGUAUAUUUUGCUGUUUCUGUGCAGAUUGUGGGAGAUGUCUUUGCUCCUGCUUUGCUUUGCUUUGUUAAUUUAUCAUUUAGCAAUUGAAGCAUCGGGACUUUUUUAUGUUGUUCUGUUUCUAAAGGAGCUGGGGGAGGGGUAGAGCGCUGUGACGUAUAUUCUGUCUCUUCCCCAUUUAUCUCCUCCCAUCGGCAUGUGGCUUUCAUCUCUCAAGUCACUUGUCACUUUAUUUACGUGGUGGGUGGGAAAAAUAACUGGACAAGUGCUGCAGUGCUGUGAAUGUAAGCUGUAGCUGCGGGAGAAGCUGUGCAGCUGCAGAAGCCUGGCUAGAGCCUGGGGUGCUGGGAACAUUGGUUUCCUGUCAGUGUGGGUCAUGGUACUGGUACUUAGCAGCAGGUGCUACAGUAUAUAGUCACUGUUGCUUAUUGUUACUGCAUUGACGGUGGACCCACAAGUGUGAAGGAAUGAAACCUGGAAACCUCUGGCAAUGCUGGGAUGAUGGCAUUGGAAUAAUUUGUUUGCUUCCUUCCAAGCGAAGUCUUCUCCUGAGUUUGCAGGCUGGAAAGCUGGAAAGUCUGGAAAGUAUCCAAACCCGUACUGUCUCUGCUGUCACGGAGAUUAGGGUUUACCCAGCUGGAAUGACUCUCUGGGUUUUACAUUUAUUUGCAGAGGAGGCUGCUGUAGAUGUCAGCCAUUAGCAUUAUAUAUUAAAAACAAAGGGCCUCUGUGUAGUUUUUAACUAUACGCUCUCACUUAGCUGCUAUAUAGAGCCUUAUGAUAUAUUGUGUCCUGUUGCUUCCCCUUCCAGGAGUUUCCUUGUUGGUGUGUACAGAGAGCUUCUUUCAGUUCCUCUGAUAGUGACAAAGCACUUUGUCUUUUUUCUUCAGGAAGGGAUUCUCCUCAGUUCUCCAUUUUCCUGCUUUAGCUCACAUAUAGGUGGAAGAGGCUGGUGCAGACCAGAGGAGGGGGCAGACAUGUCCUUGCUGCAGACUAGGGUUUGAUACUGUCCUGACUACUCUGUGCCUAGAGGCCAGCACAAGGCAGUCUCAGCUUUGUCAGAUUGUACCCUCCACCCACAGAGAACAAGCCCAGCUCACAGCUCCCGCAUACCCUGCUCCAGGCUUUCAGAGGAGAGCACAAGACAGGGAGACACCACCAUGGGUAGAGCUUUCCAUACCUGAAAGCCCACAGACCCUUGGAGUGGCCAGCAGUUUUCAGGCAUAGAGAGUAGAAAGAUGAUGUAGAAAUUAUUUUCCUUCUUCCCAGCCCCUCUUCCCUGGGCAGCAUCAUGGCUCUGCAGAGAGCAGUGGCUCUACUGUUACUUAACAUCCUGGGUUUUAAUCUCAGGUUUGAUACUGGCCGACAGGGUGAGCUUGGACAGGUCUCUCCUGUUUUGACUCACCCUUUCCCUAAGCGGAGUAGUACAACCAAACUGGCCUUUCCUGCAGACUACCUUGGUACAUAAUGUUGAGGACCAUUUGAAAAUUGUUUCUUGGUGUUCUUUUUGUUGUGCCUGGCACUGGACUGCCUUCCUGAUGGAUGCAAUUCUAAAUGCAUACAGAAAUGUCAAGAUCAAUGCAAGGACUGUUUAGAAAUGCGCUGGUGUUUCCAGCCCGAGUAGUCAAAGGGCCACGCAUCAAAAAAAAUUGCCACCUGAGCAGAUUUGUGUUCUGCCAGACUUCCCAAGGGUCCAGGUCAAUUAAUCUAGCUUAUUGAACUGCCAGUUCAGUGGGCAGAACUGGGAGCGAUCAAAGAGAAAAGGCCUUUAGCAGACAUCUGUAUUAGGGAGGGUUCGUAGCAUACUAAAAUCCGAAACCAUGACACCAUUGAUAGCUCAACAAAACCGAUAUUUUUACCAAGAGGUGGCCAACAAAACGAACAAACCCAAAAGAGAGGUAGGGAGAGAGAAACAAGCCCUCAGUACUACUUCCCCAGUCACCUAGCUGUUGCCCAUAAAGUUAUCUUACCGAGCUAGAGUGCCCACAAUCACCCAUAGCAGAAGCUGCAUCCCUGGAGAGUCAGCAAGUUCACAAAUUGGCAGGCGUCCCUGCCAAAAGGCAACGUUGUCCUUGAUGUGAAGCUUCCUACCUUCCAAGAAAGAGCUAUCUGCUUUUAUACAAUUAACUGAGUGACCUCAGCCUAGGCAGGUGUGGCCAGCACUGCCCAGCCAGAGGUCCUCAGUCCCACCCUCCGUUAUGCAAGUACUAUCUCUUCUGCACACACAUGGCCUGCGUGCUGCACCCGAGGGGGUCUUUUCCAAAUGAGUCUGGGGGUUUACUUCGUACCCAUAGUCUUCAGUCUCUCCUUCAAGUGACCUUGGAGGACGAUCAGCCAAUCAUAAAACAGCAAUUAAAUAUAGUUUAUACAAGAACUCUCUCCAAGGACGAAGUUUCCGUUUUAUUGGUGCUUGUUUUCUCAUAACUCGGCAGAGAAAGAACAAAACUUUUACAGGUGGCUGGGCCAAACACAGACCAAAAGUAUCAGCGUGAUUAGCCCCUGAUACAACACCGCAUGACUUGCCUUCCCCACUGAGUACCACCAUGCAACAGCUUUCCCAGUGUUGUGCUGACUCUUGGCUGUAACGAAGAUUUUGCGCUUUCAGGUGCUGGGAGGUUUGGGAGCAACUUGAUCCUUGCAGCUGUGGCCUGGCAGCAAAACCAGAUGGUACUGUUUUCAUAAGUGCUGUUGGGAUACACGUGCAUCUGGCAUCUGCCACUGGGAGCGGCCACUCCAUGAUGAAAGUCGUGAGGUUGGCCCUAACCUCGCCAGCGUUGCUAAAAACUGCAGAAGUUAUACAUUCUUACUAAGGUAGAGUUAACAUCCAGUCCUCCCGAGGAAGAGAGAGGCCUACUGCUGCUGGAGCCAAAGUGAUGUGGUGCAGCUUGUUGGGUAGGGAGACUCAGUGUAGGCAGAUACACGAUAGGGCUUAUCGGGAGGGAUUGUUUGCAUUAAUUAAGAGUGGUAGAUCAGCAGUUCAUGGAAGGGAAAGAAAAGCUAGAUGCCUGCAGCUGCUCAUCAUGCUCUGGAGGUUUAAAACAAAUGAGUGGAACAGACAGAAGAAGAAAUUCAUUUGGGGAAUGCCGAAUGCAUAUUGGAGAAGAAAACUUGACCCCUCUGUUGUGGGAUCUGGUCCUACUGCAGGCUCUGCAGAAAUUAGCUCUGUCCUGGCCAGAGCCAGGACACUCUUGCAUAACAACAUUAGGGCACAUGCAGGAGAAACAAAACCAAAAACAGUGCAGAUUUGUAAAUGGGCCCUGCUAGGCUGUGAGGGUGAGGUUCACUAGAGGGUCUUUUUGAAGGCAGGCUAGAACAUGCUUAGCAGACCGCUUGUUAUUAUGGAGUGCAGUGGUUUAAAUGGCAAAGAAGUGACUUUUGACUUCUUUUUCCUCUGGCUUUUAGCAUAUUCUGGUUGCUGUAGACUCCAGUUAAAUUGCUGAGCUCAAAAAGAAAUUACUCCUGUUUAAUGCAUUUUCCAGCUUUGACACGGAAACUGGAUAAUUCCUCUUCAAAGUCAUUGCAGAGAAGACGAUUUGAAGCAAUAGAAAAAGUCAAAAAGUGAACUGCAAAAAUGAUAAUUUUUUUUAUUAUUUAUUCUCUAUUUCCAUGUAUACUUGUUAAUGGAUUAGGGUAUAUUUUUAAGUCUCAUCUGGGCUUAUCAAAUGCAGUUUUUCACUGCAUUUUUUAGUCAUUUAACCUUUGUUGAGCUUGGAGCACUCUUGGUGAGGCUGCUGAGGCAUGCCCAUUAGUUUACCCAGAAUUUUUAGGUUCUGCUCAAGUUUUAAUUAAUGCCAUUUUGCUCUGUUAGUUUACACUUUUUAAGCAUCCCAGGCACCCAUGUAAAAAUGCGCCUUUUGGAGGCCAAGAGAAAAAUGCGAUCCUGUUGUGAAAGGCUCCUCUCCUCCCUUGGGAACAGGAUCAUCUACCAAGCAGUGCUGUAAUAUCUGGUGAUAUUAUAAAGUGGAGAUUCUCAGGAGGUUUCAGCAGUGCAUCUCCUUGGGUGGCAGCAUUGAGAGUCUGGCAGAGUGGUACCCUGCACCCUGCCCUUCUUUGCUGAAGUGUUUGCCUGUAGGAGAAAUCAGUGCUUGACCUCAGCACCUCAGGAGCUUUGGUUACGGUAGGUAAGGAUACUCUGCUGGUUUCCAACCCUCCUCUGGGACUCAGCAUGCACCAGAACUGCGUUUCAGUGAGCAGCCCUGCAGCUUCCUGGGGGUGCUCAGUGUAAGCAGGAGUUACUGGCAGCCGCCACGAGCAUGUGUGCAUGCAAGCAAGCCUUUGCAGUGAUGCAGGGAGGCGUCAUCCUUCCUUGUCAGCCUCCCUGCUGCAGUGUGCAGCCGUCACUCGGGCAAAGCCUCUGCCUGCAGGCUGAGAGGAGGGAUGCAAAGAGGGGAGCAGGAUGGGGCCAACAGCUCCUCACUUCCCCCCUCUUGUGGUGCAGACAGUGGUUGUGGAGGGACCCACCCUACUCUGAAGCACUGCUGUUGCUCACCCUCAAGGGGCUGAACCAACUUAUAUCCCCAGCUAAGGAAGGAGAGACAGGAGAGGGCCUCACUGAUCUGCACCCGACAGCAGAGAGGUGAGGGAGAAGCGGAAAAUUGCCUUCCCCUCUCCCCACUCAGCAACCAAAGAAGAUGAGGUACUCUCCUGAAGCCAAAACCACGCUCUCCUCCAUGAGUCAUCAGGACGCAGGGGUCUGGUUGAGGUGGUUUUCGUUCGUCAGUGGCUGCAAAAGAGGCUCUCUGGGCUGGCUGUGUGUUUGUGUGCAUCUUGCAGAUAAAUCACGCAUGGACCACUGAACAUGAGUACAGCUUCUAAAUCCAGUAUUUAUGUUGUGUCUUUAUUUGAUGUAGAGAGAUAAGUCAGCCAGCAGAGUGAUUAAUGCAGCGGAGCUAUGGGGGAAUGCCGUUCUGUUGCGACGCUGGCUCAGGCGGUUUUUCAUCUGUAGCCAGUCACUUGUAAAUGGUUACCAGAAGCUUUCUAAGGGUUAGUAAACAGCUGGUCGCUUUGAUGCUUUCCCUCCGAUCCCACGUGCUCCCAGUCUGUCCAUGUCAAGGGGCUCUCCUGGAGCGCAGUGCUCAACACAACCAUGGUUUGAGCCAGAGUUUGGCCUAGCAGCCCUCCAGAGACUGGAAUUUGCACAGCUCCAGUGCCUUGGAGUAACAAGGCUGGUUGCUCUUCUGACUUGAAACAGCCAAAAUUUUUGCCUUUCUCCAGUGGGGAAAUGAAGUUGAUUAGAGCAGGCCAUUCAGUGAGGAGGUGGUUCUGGCAGUGGAGAAGGCUAAAGGUGACACAGUUAUCACCUGGCUUCUUGAGGGCAUUGUGUGGCCACGUUCUCCUCUAAAGCGGUGAAGGCUUUUCUCUGCAGAUGGCAUACUGCUUACUGUGUCUGCAUUCGCCAUUCCUAAAUGAAUUUUGGUCUUAUUGCAGUUAGUCUGACAGCUCCUCCUACUUUUCUGUCAUGCUGCUCCUGUCUGUCAUCUUAGCACCUCAGCUGCUUCUGUAUAACAGGUCUGUUUCCUUCCAUGCUUGCAGAAAUCCAGAAAAUUUGGCUGUCCCAUCUUGCAUUGAGAAAACCUGCUCUGAAGCAGUGCUGUGUUGAGUGGAUAACCCCGUGAACAGCUUUUCACUCUGCUUGUCGGUAGCCUGUGUUUCCAGCCACAGUUAUAGCUGGGAGGUGUGAGACCGAGUUUUAGACUGCUGUGAUCCUCUAGUGUUAUGCUGCAGGGAUGUGAAGUACCCCCUCCCACACUCAGACCAAACACUUGCAACAUUCCGAGCCUUCUAGUAUCCAGGUUGUUGGAAACACUGUCUGCUUUUGCAGAGGCAAAGGCAGUAUACACAGCUUAUGUCAAGUAGUCUUUUGGCUUGAUGCUUGUUUAAAGUUUCCCCAGUAUUGCUCUCCCCAGGCUCUGGGACAUCACAUCUGCUCUGAGAGGGCAGUUAAUAAGUGCAUAUUUCUCACAAGAGCACAACCAUUGCUCCCCAGCAUGUGUUCCCAGCAUCCGAUAUCUAGGCUGCCUAGAGGGAUGAACUGUAGAAGCUUUUUCAAAAAGAGCUAGUCAGUAGCUUGUGCUUUUUAGAGGAUAUUUUUAGCGCAUACAGAAUCAGUAUGCCUGGCCUCUCCUCUCUCCCAGCAGGGUAGUAUGGGGAGCUGCUUCAUCUGGAGCUUCACGGUGGGGGCCUGAGCUCCGGGAAGCCAUCAGAGAAAUGGUACCACCUGAGCAGAGCAGCAGUGCACAGGACAGUGAUUCUGUAGGAGGGAAAUGAGCCAGUGCCACCCUCCACGGCUGGUCACCUGCUGGAGACUGUGUGCUUGAGCAUUGCCCUCAGUGCUGGGGGUGAUUAGAAACACUUGGCUCCCUUUUCCCUCUAGAUUGUGCUGCUUGAGGAACUGUCCCUACCACUUGCUGCUUUUUUCUCCCUUGUGACAGCAGCACCCUUAUCGAGGGGUGCCACAGUCCCUUUGUGAGGAGACUGGUUUACAUGAGAGCAAGAAGGACAGGUCCUUGGAAGAAGUGUCCCAGUGCCAUCUGGGAGUGUCUGCUCUGCUGAUGGCAACAUCCAGUUGAACAGUGUUAGGAGGUAGGUUCAGCCCUGCCUGAGACAAUGUCCCUUGCUCAUACCUUUUGUGAGCUGCACUGAGGUUAUAUUUUAGUUAAUUAUUAGAGCCCUUCCCUUACCAAAUGCAAGCAACAGCUUUCCCAGAGGCCACAUCAUUGACCUGACUUUGCUCCUGUGAUCAGAAGGAGCAAAUUUCGGCCAGCCCAAAGCAUUCUCUGUUCCCCCCCCCCCCUUUGAACACUUAAUUAUUCCAUAAAAAUUAUAAAUGUUUAAAGAAUGAGGGACCUCCCAUGGCAUCUGCUAUUAAGUCUGGGCCAGGAACAAGCUGCAGUACAGGCCAGAGGUUUAUUUGGACCAAUAAACAUACAUCACUUAGCAAUGCAAGGAUUGAAAGUGCUACAAACCAUGAGGGAAGGACUUUUCUCUGACUUAAACUAUUGUAAUUAGUAGCCACUCUGUAGCAGUGGUCCUGUCUGUAACUCACCUAAAGGAGAACAGCACAGCAAGAUACUUUUUGUUUAAGCAGGCAAGGUUUCAGGUCUUGCCUAGUGGAUAGCGUGGUGUAACCACAGAGCAGCCAGCCAAGCUGCCAUGGAGGAUUGUUUGACACGAAAUCCUCUGACUCCCUCCUUGCUGGGAGAAGGGAGAUCAGUGAUGUUGAGUCUGUGUCACCGCAUAGGGCAAACUCUACUGCUAACAUAAGUCUUAACUCACACUCUUCUGAAAACCUCAUGCUCAGUGCUAUCAAAUUCCGAAAGACUGUAGGAUGAGAACAGGGGUGGGUUGUAGUUGGUUUUUUUAAAAUUUGUACAUAUUCGUGACAACUAUGUCCUCUUACUCGAGGCUAGGUUUAUAAUUUGGCUGAAAGAACAGAGUUUUUUGGGAGUUUGAAAACUUUGAAAUCGCUAGUCUCUGCGUGAGGUACACCCUGAGGCUUACAUUCCUUGGUGAACAUGUUUAAGUGAUGCCUAUAGAUGUGUGUAUAUAUUUCAUAGGUAUAGUAUGGCUUCUGUGGCACAGCACUCCAAAGCCCGCUGUUCUUUUCUGAGGCUUAUUUUGGUCAAAGCACUUCAGCAGCUGCAAACAUUAUUAGGAUGCUUGUUGUUCUAGUUGUUCACAAAUGAGGUUAAGCAGUCAUCAGAGCUUUCACAGAUUUAGGGUAUCCCUUGAGCUGCCUUGAUCUCCAUGUUUUGUCCACCAGGGGCUGCCUGUUGUUCUGCAUGUUGAAAGCAAAGGCAUAUAUUUCAGAGUCUUAAGCAUGGGUUAGUGGGUGGGAUUUUCUGCCAACUUAAUACUAGGCUAACUUUCUCCCUGUUUGUAUCAGCCAAUGCCUGCACCGGGAGCAUCCAUGCUGACUUCUGAAAAUCGUGCUCUGGGGAUUUAAUACACAGCUUUACUUCUGAAAAUGUUGACCUUGCUCUGUGAACAUUCAGCAAGGGGACAUCAUGUCCAAAAUUGUCCAAGAAGGACAGGUGCCUGUGAUGUCUCCUGCAGAUACAGCUGUACAGCAGUAGUGAGGGGUUUUUUGUGCAACUGUACAGAUUUCCACAAGAGUGGUCAUCAGCAGGGAAAAGAAGAGCAGCAGGGCUGAAAUAUCUUGGGCAUCUCAUAUACCUCCCAGAGGUUUCCCUUGGGAUCUUUGAACAACCUUUUGACAAGUUGCUGGUCUGAGUAAAAAGACGUAAGGAAACCCAGUGGGUUUUCCUAUUGUGCUCUAGUCAGGGCAACACUAGCAUGAUCUGCAUAAUACAGAGCAAAGCCUGAGGGUGUGAUUCUUACCUGGAGUCAUAAAACUCUUUCACACGCAGUUAGUUUGAAGCACUUGAGCAACUUCAGUGAAACUAUGCCUUUGCAGUUCACUGGACCACGGCCAGAGCAAUUGUGUCUUGCAGAACUGAGACACAAGUGAACUGCAGCUCAGAAUGGUACGAAGGGGGACAUCCCCAUCACCUUGCUUUGGGCAAGAUGUAGUCCUGUAAUUCUUUUUCAGGCAAUGAGCCUCUCCCUUGGGUUUCCUGCCUCCCAUGGUGAUGUAGUGGGAAGAUGUGAGUGAGCACCGUUGCUCUCAGAAUUGCAGUUAAGAAGCAUCAUUUACUUCCACCUGAGCUGUUGCAGUGUUGCUUUCUCUUAGGCUAAGAAAGAGGAUUGAAUUUUCAGUCAAUGUUGCAUGGUAGCCAUUUGGGAAGCAUAACUCUUGGCAGUGGUAGUACAGAAAAAGGUUUUGCACAUGCCUGUACAUACACCCUAUACAUCUCUUAUGUGCAGAACCAAACUUACAGAGCCUGCCAGCAGUCCUUGCAAGACCUUUUCUCUGGGUGGGCUCCUAUCCCUUUUGCAAAGUGUUGGAACCUUCUUUCUGAUAACCUUGAACUCAGUUUACUCUUGUCACUGAAUUGCUGGAGUGUUUUUCAUUCAACACACUAGAGACGCAGUCCCAGUCUCACUGCUUUGUGGUAACCUCUUGGUCUGCUGUGAAGCAGCAACUGAGGUAACCACUAAAUCUUUUCCAGCAGCCUGGAACUUGCUGCUCUGACUCUUGGGGAGGUCAUCAUCUCAGGUUUGAUGUUGUCCUACCACCAGGACACCCUCUUUUGUCCCUGGGAACAUGCAUGGCCAGAAAAGUAUACUCGGAGGUCAGAGUCAGAGCUGUGCAGACUUAAGUCAAGCCCUGGUUCAUGGGAGAUGUUUCCAUGUGCUGCUGAUGUCCAUAAGGACUCAAACGUAUACUUGCUUACACAGAGAUGUUUUCCUGAAGCAGAGUUGUCACUCUUUUCUACAGGUAUCACAGGAUGCCCUCCCUUAUUCUGCUUCAUAUAUCUGGUACUAGAAUGAUCAUUUCCUGGUAAAUGAAGGCACUUAAUCAGUCCUCUUCCCCUUGGAAGAAGGGCUUUUGGGGAUAUUGUUAUAUCAUUUAAAAUAAUAUUUUGGAAUUUAAGUUUACAUUGCUUUAUUUUUCACUUGAGGUGACUGUAUAUAAAUAUUUUCCUCUAUUUUAUCAUUGCUGAUAAAGUAAGCCUACAGUAUACAAACAAAUAAUUUGCCUUUGAUGUAUUGAAACUGUGAGAUAUAAAGUAGACUUCUCUCGUGUCCAUGUUCCUGACUAUAACUCUGUUCCUCUGUGUUUUUAUAAGUUGGAAUAAAUGUUGCUUACGGGCAACAAAGAGCCUGCAAGCUUCCCAAUAAUUUUUAUGUCAUUGAAAUCAAGCAACCCUAUUGAAGGAUCUCACAUAUGUAUAAUGAUAUAUGUAUAUGUACAAACUUUAGAAAGAAAUAAACCAAAUGUAUUUCAUGUUC